UUUUCCUCUUCGGCAAUUUUCUUGAAGAAUUUUGAAAAGCCGCUCAAAGCUACAUCAUCACGACCGUAAAAUGCGCCCUACUAUGCGCCAAAGAAACGAGAAAUAGUCCGUAUAUUAGGGUCAGACGGUCACAGUUCACAAAUUUCAAGGGCGAGAAACGCGAAAAAAAAACAAAAACAAUAAUAAGCGUGAUUUCGCAAUCACUUAAGUAGUUACUUCAUAAAGAGAGAAAUGCGUGGAUACAAGGGUUAAAACCUAACCAGGAAACAAGUAAAACCCCUUAAUAAUAGAUGGUACCAAAAAACUCCUCCUUUAACAGGUCAAAGUCCAACCUCCGGAGUGUAGGCUACAUAAGACGGAACAAUCCGGGAGAUCUUUCACAAUGGUUCGACAAGUUCAGCAUCUAAGACAUUGAAGAAACUAUUCCCAACAGCCUGCGCGGUCAACAGCGAAGAUGUUGAAAUUUUGUCUAACCCUUCUUUUCAUCUUUUUAAUACUUUGCAGCGCAUGUGAUAACAACAACGAUGAGCAACUACCAGGAAUCGCCAGCAGAGAGGAUUCAGAGGACUUCUUUGACAAAUCUCACGAAAUACUUCUUGAUACUUGGAAUUAUGGUAAAUCUCUUUACUAUGAACCAAGCGCAUUUCUUUCAGUGUAUGACAGCUUGUAUCGCCAUCCAGAGGGAAGAACUCUUUCCAACAAGCAUCAACCCUAUAUUAACCCAUUUACAAAUUAUUUCCUUAGUAGGGGGAACUAUCAAGUGAAAAACCAGCAUGUUGAAAGCCGAUUCGUCCUCGGUAAUUUGAUGAACACAGCUUUCUUCAACAACAGAUUUAGUCCCGCCAACACGUUCAGACCCUUUGGCCGCCUUUCCGUUCGUCAGCCUUUGCUCGAUGCCUGUUUAACGGCAAGCGGCGACGCCGGAAUCUGCGCUCCAGGUUCCGUUUGCUCACUAUUUGGUGGCCGACCAAGUGGUUCCUGUUCUCUGGGGAAAACCUGUUGUAUCAAUGCAAUCAAUACAUGUGGAGCCACAGUCACCCUUAACAAUACUUAUUGGCAGUCACCAUCUGUGGCAGUUAAUGCACCCACAAUUUGUGCGCUGAAUAUCAAACUGGACAAUAAGUUUGUGGAACAACUAGGGAAACCCAUUUGCCAAAUCCGAUUGGAUUUUGUUUCGUUCACCAUCGCACAGCCGACGGCCGGAACUUGCACCGAUACUUUUCAAGUUGGUGGGGCAACUACCGUGGCUCCCAUUAUCUGCGGCGACAACAGCGGGCAGCACAUGUACCUUGAUGUCCCAUCGUCAGACGUUACAUCCACCGAUGUUCAGCUGAUGUUUAAUUUUGCCACUGGAACCGCUACUCCAAGUUCACGUUCAUGGAAUAUCAAAAUUGCUCUACUGCCCUGCGGCGCGGACUAUCUUGCACCAGUCGACUGUCUCCAGUACUUCACGGCUCCCACAGGAAGAGUCAGCUCGUUUAAUUGGAGAGAUGUCCCAGUUAGUGCUAUUCGCCAACUCAACAAUCAGAAUUACAAUAUCUGUUUCAGGACUGAACUAAUCGACCGCCAGACUGGAACUCAGAUGUGUUUUUCAGUUUGCGCGACGACCAACGCUGGCGCCGGCUAUUCAAUAACCACAAACGAGGCCAUUCCCGGUAAUUCCCUGUUAGGAGUUGGGAACAAUGCUCAGGGUUAUUGCACUUACGACUAUCUUGGAAUUGGUUCUGCAACUGAUUUGGCAACUGGUCUUAUGGGAGACCGUUUUUGCGGAGAAAAACUUAACACGGCACGAGCACCUGGUUUUAAUUCCAGCAUUCAAUUGUGUACCAAGAGUAAACCAUUUAAGGUUAAUUUUGUAACCGAUGGGACCGAAGCUGCAGUUGUUGCUCCGGCCUUGGUGAUGGUGCCGGCCGACACCAAUAACGUUGGAUUCUGUCUUGAUUAUCAAGAGAGAGCCAAUUAAGCAGAGAAGACUCAAGGACUGAUUUGAUGAACGCGUUCCUCCAAGCGUAUUUACUUCCAAAAUGUUUUAAUGUGACCGUCCAUCAACUGCUGUUAGAAUUAUUUUUGACGUCAUGCUAUAGACCUGUUUCCUAAUUCUGCAGAGACUAUUCUUUUUGAGACUCUUGGUUUUUUUUUUUACCGCGCUGUUCAUUAUCCAAUUUAAAAUUCCAAAUUUUUUCAUGUUACUAAUUUACUCGUUUUGCUGCAAUCAAGAUAACUUGGAGGACUUAGGGAAGAUGACUUGGUGGGUAGCUUCGAAAAAUUGCUCAAAAUCAAAUUACCUUGACAAUUAGAAAAUCAGUCAUAUCAUAGUAUGUGUUUUCGAAUGAGCUACACCCAAAUGCAAAUUAAUUCACUGGGAAUAAGUACAUGUCUAAAUUCGUCUAAAUUACAUUCAUGUUUUAAAUACAUAAGCUAUAUGUAAA
This is a messenger RNA of Daphnia pulicaria, 2429 nucleotides long. RefSeq lists its product as uncharacterized. The record is from RefSeq and is a predicted model, not a curated record. The coding region runs from base 455 to 1963 and encodes 502 amino acids. NCBI's taxonomy places the organism in Eukaryota, Metazoa, Arthropoda, Branchiopoda, Diplostraca, Daphniidae. The transcript has 10 exons.